CCAUUGGCUAGGUGGUAUAUAAGCUUAGAUUGCUAGCGUCUGUUCAUUGCGUGCCGCGUCCUACCUCUUCUCGCCAAGCUGCGAAGUUUUCUUGGUGAACCUGUUGCUUAGCGACUACCUCGAGCCGUUAGCUAUGUACACGCCAGGCACCAGGGCCAGCGCCCGGGGCCUUGGUCCUCUGCGGCUAGCUGUGCUGCUUGUCUGUUGUGGCGGGCUGCUGCUUGCCCAUGCCGAGGCGACUCGCGUGGCUCUCUACAUGAGCGCAAGCAAUGGUGUGCUUGAUUUGUCUUGGGACAAUGGCCCACAGAACCUGGAGCGGCAGCUGCAGCAGCUCGGCUUCGACGUGCGGUCGUCUGAUGGCCAGCCAACGCUGUCUGGCCCGGACGCCCCCGCGGCGUACAUCAUCCCUGCUCAGAACGGCCCAAGCUUCUACAGCUCUGUGGAGGACAUGAAUGCGAUUUCGUCGUAUCUGUCGUCUGGUGGCUUGGUGGUAGUGCUGGACGCCAAUCACGGCCAGGGCGAGGCUCUUCGCAGCUUUGUUGAGGAGUCGCUUGGCUACCAAGGUAGCUGGUCCACCUGCAAGCAGCUAAGUGCUAACGCUGAGAAGCAGUUGGCGCUUACAGAGUUUGCAUCGUCCUUCGUCAGCGUUAAGGAAUGGCCCGAGUCGCUGGAAAACGCGCAGACGACGUCCCUGCUGUCUUGGUGCCGCCACGAGGAUUCUUCCGCAAGCAUUGUGCCUCUCUACACCAGCAUCGGCGACGAGUCGCAAGUUGCUGUCCAGGCUUUCGGCAAGGUGUCCGUCCCCGGCGCCGUUGUCUGGAUGGGCUACAGCUGGAAGGACGGCGAGCAGGAGCAGUGGGGUUUGCUGUUGAAGAAGCUUGUGGAGGAGUUUGCCCAAGGUGGUUAUGAGGCCCCUAAGCAGGGCAAUGCGGACCUGCACCCAUUCAACGUUGACUCUGUCCUGGCGGCGGCCGCUGAUGUCGGCGCCACGUACCCGCCCCCCCCGCCAAAGUCAGAAUCUACCAAGAUUUCGGUCGUCAACAUGACGGCUUACGGUGCCGCUGGCAAGACGAGGGACCUUGUGUGGUACGAUGACGCCGACUUCCGUGAGCAGCUGAAGCCGCUGUCGGCGCUGCAACUUGUGGACCAGACCAAGACCCCUUGCCCGGCCAAGUGCGGUGCUUGCGAGCUCGCGUGGAAGGCCACCCGCUCCAACCUGCAGGUCGCCGUGUUCUUCAGGGACCCUGUGCAGAUCGCUCGCAUCUACCUGAAGCAAAUCAAGAACUCGGGCAUCAUCACGAUCCAAUUCAUCAAGUGGGUGUACCCGCCGACUGGCGCCAUCGCCGGCAACGUCGGCCGCACUGUCUGGAACGUCACAGACGACACCUCUAUGUGCCAGUCCGUCCUUGUUGUUCGCGUUCCGCCCAAGAAGUCCGGCGUCAACAAGCCAGUUCCCACAGGCUUCAACAGGAGGUCCCUCCCCCCAAGCCUGGCGUCCACUGCCGUCGGCGGCGUGCUCAUCACCAUGGAGCGCCCUGACAACGCCGGACAGAACUUCGGACCCUUCCUGGAGUGGGUUCGUUUCAGCGGGCGGGUGCUGUACCCGGAGAAUGCCGCCAUCUACGCGAACGCGGUCCGGAAGAAGUAAGAAGCGCGUCGAUGAUGUACGAUAAGAGGGAAGUACGACAAGAACGGAGGACAGGAUGGAAUGGGGUGGAGGUGGCGAAUGGAGUGGGGUUGGGGGCGGCGCUCCGCUUCCUGACCCGACUACCGGCUACGAUCUUUUCCGUCGUUUCCUCCAGCUGCAUCUGUUCCCCGCUUCCCGCCUCCCUUCCUUGUCUCCAUUCUCCUCCUCCCUUCCUUGCUUCGCCUCCUCCCCCAUCCUUCCUCCCCGCCCUCCCUCCAUCGCCUCCUCCCCCAUCUUGCGCCUUCCUUCUCUCCUCCUCCCCUUCUUACUGGGGGAUAGCGUCGCCUUCACAUACACCUUCCCCACUACGUAAACAAUCUCGUUUGGGUGUUGGGUGUGCGUUGAGGUGAUGAAUGAGUUUCCCCGGGGUUGGCAGGUAGCGGUACUGUGACGCUGUACGACUGUACGGCAGCGAGUACGUAUGGCCGUGGCAGCAGCAAUACCUGUCGUCGCAAGAGGAGCAGCAGCAGCAGCAGCUGCAGGUUGUUCGCAACGAAAAAAAUGUUGAAAGCAACAAACAGCUGCAGCAGCAGCAGUAGCAUAUUAAAAAUACUAAAAUGAUAACAGAAAGGCGCUGUUUAUGGACUGCUAUGCGGCCAAGGUGUGAAAACAGAGGUUGCCGGAGCGGAGGGCGGUGUGAGUACGAAUUCCCGAAUGGGAGCUUGUGACGUGUGUUGUACGGCAGGUACGGCAACACCGCUGUAGAUGUAGCUUCCGGCGGUUCUUAUCUUUACACGCAUAGGAGGAUUCGCGGGGUAGGAUGGCUAAUAUACAGUCGGCAAAUUCUCUUGGAUCCCUUUUUCAGUCAUUCAUGGCUGGCUAUAGGGUUUGAACAAUUCAACUAAGUAGCGCUAGAGGCAAUUAGGCUCCCCCAAUCGCGGUACGUUUGAGAACAGGGUCAGACAUUAUCCGUCUGUGUGCAAUAGCGCGCGAUGCGCCUACAGUCCUUUUGAACCGCAGGUUGAGGCAUGUUUGCCUGUUCGUCUAUCUGUUCUUUGUCUGUCUGUCUGUCUGUCUGUUGCCGCAGAUAACGCAUCACCGUAUGUUUGUUGUCUGUGGUGGUCUCUGUGCGUUUCCUAACACUCCAAGAGAGGAGAGACUGUGAAGGGGCGUGAUGAUGUCUUGGAUUGGAUAGAAGUCCGCGCCGCUGUACGGCAGAGAUUCCUUGAGGGAAGGGGAAUGUUAAUAGCCCCCGGAGAGGUGUAGUACAACGGCGAUGUCAUUGACAGCACAUACACACAUACGCACAUACACAUCUGCACAUAUACACGAGCGUCCUCUGCUACUCCUGAAGUCCCUAAGUGCGACCGUGUAUAUUCCACCUUCUAACCACCUCCUCCUCCUCCUUUUCUACAGCCCCCAAGCAAACCUGGGGAUCCUCCAAGGCGAUUAGUUUUGACUCGGACACCCACUGACAACAAGCAGGAGGUGUACGAACAUCCUGAAGAAGGCCGUUCGGUGCUUCUUGUGUGUAUGAGAUUGUGUGUCUGUAUGUAUGUGUGUAUGAUAAGGUGCAAGUGUAUCACGCGCGCGCGUGCACGCCUGUGUGUCGUACUGCGAGGUGUUUCCGGUACGCAUGCAUUUUUGACCGACGAUUGACUUUGGAAGGAGCCGAACCCCCGGCCUGUGGGGGGAGAGUUGACAGUCCUUUGGCCGCGCAGAUUCCUGGCAAUGGUCUUUUGGUGUUAGCCGUACGGUACGCAGUCUCGCCGUACGCAGACAGUACCGUACGUCGGGUGUUUGUGUGGCUCUGUCCCCGUCUUGCGCCAAGAUGCUUACACCCAGUAGGCUGUGGCACCGACGGCGACGGCUGCGGCUGUACGGCAAACCUAGGCAGCAAUGGAAUGGAGUGUACGGCAAUGGAUGGAUAACUUACAGGCGCUCGGAACGGGUGUGUUUAGAGGUUGGUACAACAGUUAAUGUAUUUUGUAUGCAUAUGGGGGUUUACAACUAGCCAUGCCGUGCUGCCGUACAGUACGACGAAUACAUACAGCUUUUGUUGGUCUGGCGGAUGUCGGCUCAUCCUGGUUCUUUGCGCCGGAUGCUCUGGGCCGGGAAAAGCGCGGCGAGCUUAAAACGGCAACUUUAUAUUUCUUGUACGAUAAGGCCGGUGCCACGAUUGUCGUACCGAGUAUUAAUCGUAUAACAUACGUCGUACGUCGUUAGAGUUGGCGAGCUCAUCCUGGUUUUUCGCGCCAGCGAGGUGCCGUCGCUCACCGCCGCAGCCACCGGUAGUACCUCAAUAAUCAUCACCAACCACCAUUAACCGCCUCAACCACCAUAACUGCCCUGAACGCCCCUAACGGGAUGGGGAGGACGCCGUCAUGAAUCAGCAUGUCAACCGCAUUGGCAUUGUCGUACCGCCUCUUCCGUAAGGAUGCAGUACGUUGAUUGUGAGUCUGAGGUGGUUGUGGUUGUUGUAUUGGUCGUUACAUGUCGCAAUUCGUACGACAGUCUGCUCUCCAUUAUCAUGGAUCCUCGAAGUGAGAGAAUGGAAAACAUCUUACAUCUGAUGCCUGCUCCUACCCUUUGAGGACGGACAGACGAACAUACGGAUGGACGAAAACGCCAAUUAUUGACGCCUUAACGAGGAGUGGUACGCGUUGUGGAAGACGACUGCAAGUGUGUGUGUGUAUUUAAUCUGGUUCCCCGCGCCAGUUGUCGUACAGACUCCGCUGCAUGGCAUUGGGUAAUUAGUGACUGGGGAAAUCCCCGUCGUCUCCUUCCCCCCUCUUUGGCAUUUACUGCCUUUUACUU
Molecule: messenger RNA, 4444 nt
Organism: Volvox carteri f. nagariensis
Lineage: Eukaryota; Viridiplantae; Chlorophyta; Chlorophyceae; Chlamydomonadales; Volvocaceae
Exons: 7
Coding region: 134-1648 (504 amino acids)
Source: RefSeq, a predicted model, not a curated record